AUGCAAAUCUGCGUCGGGGAGGAUUCGAAAUGGAUCGCGCGUUCUCCUCUUCUCGGUGGCCGCGUGAAGAUGGUGCAAGCCUUCAAAGGGAAAAAGGCCGGAUGGGCCGAUGUGAGCGGUCGGGGGAUCCGCGCUAGGCGGACGCCGACCUUCAGCUGCUCCUCCCGCCCGCAAUUUAAUGCGGGCAGCGUCCACUCUCCUAUUUCCGAUCUGAUACUACUAUUCAUUGCGCUUCCUUCUCCUCAUCUCACCUCUCCAAUCUCACUUGUCAAUCACUGCGGCAGGUGGUCAACGGACCCUGGGAGGGUCUCAGUCGUCAUCCCUACAGCUGCUUCUCACUUCGAAGCUGUUGGUCGCUCAACUUCCAAUUGGCUCACGGUUCAGAUCGGCUCUAUCUAUGUUUCCCUGAUUGGCUAUGGUUGUCAGACUUGGGAUCGUCAUAGGGAAUUAGAAAUCUUGCAUUUACGCGCCAAACAAUGCCGAAUUUAUCGCCCAAGGAAUUCGUCGCUGUCUUCAGAAUCACAUGAGUCAGAACGCCUCACUGAUGGAAAUCAUUGUCGACACCGACCUGCUUAUGUUCCGCUCGCGACACCAUUCUGCAUCGUGAUGGCGGAGAUGUACUCGGGGCUCCACGUGGGCCAACGUUUCAGCUCGCUGGAGGAAUUUAAAGGACUGGUUCGAAGUAUUUCCGUGAGACAACACUGGGAGCUUCGAGUGACCAGAAGCAACAAGAAAAGCGUUGUCAUCGGCUGUCGAUCUUCGAACAAUUGCUACUUUCGUGUUGUGUGCCGCGCGAACAAGAAUGCAACUUACAUCAGCAGCCUCCAGGACAGCCACAGUUGUCGUCGCAAUGCCACUUCAACCUCGAAGACACCAGCUCGAUCGGAGGCAUCGCAUGUGCGGUUCCUCCUGACUGAAAUCCCCAAACUAUUCGACAUGAAAAACAAAAUCAGGGCGCAAGACGUUGUGGACGCUGUGAAGCGAUACCAUGGCUAUGACAUCUCAAUGCGACAAGCGCAACGAGCUCUUAUCCGCCUACAGCAACAUGAAGCGCAAAACCAGAGCGAGGGCACCAACACUCAUGACUCUAGUGGAGAUGACCGACAGGACAGCCAACCGCCUCCUUUAGAGAGUCAGGCGGAGAGUUCGACUUUCGGCAGUCUCUCUAGUCAAAGAUGGAUUACAGACACUCUCCAAACCACCAUCAUGGAAAACAUACCUCAAGAUGAGGUUCACCGGGAUCAAACUAUUUCGGCAUCACAACUUCACGGCCAACCUGUACAUCCGCCGCCUCAGGUACAUCACCAGGCGCAACCCACACAACCAGCGCCGCCGGCUGAGGUCCUGUCACCAGAACAGACACCCCUAGGUCAUAGCCUGCAUCACCCUGCAAGUUCCCAGCAGUCUCCUUAUUCAGUCCCUGCUCCUGAUGCAGCACCACCUUCGGACGCUGGGCGCCCAAAGAAUCCGACUCAACCGCGACCAAAUGAUGGGCAGCUUACCAGCCCACCAUUCGUUCUGACCAACUUCAAAAUCGAGUUUACUUGCGCCACAUGUGGUGCUCCAAACCAAAGCUUCUUUCCUAACCACGGCAACGUCACUGGUGGGCAUUAUGCCCCCCAGCAUACUGUUCCUAGUCAGGGCGCAACUUCAGCCAGUGCGGGCCCUUCGAUACAAUCGAUUCAAAACAGUGAUGGUAGUAGCCGCGCCGGAGGCGGUCCAGCGUUUGAAGGUACCUCUGUGGCAAGCACACGUGGCGUACAGCAGCCUUGGACAGCAAGAACCAUGGAAGUUCCACUUACACAUGCGCAUCCAUAA
Messenger RNA from Aspergillus luchuensis, 1818 nucleotides. RefSeq lists its product as uncharacterized. The coding region runs from base 1 to 1818 and encodes 605 amino acids. The record is from RefSeq and is a predicted model, not a curated record. The transcript has a single exon. Lineage: Eukaryota; Fungi; Ascomycota; Eurotiomycetes; Eurotiales; Aspergillaceae.